AUGAAGCUGACAACCCUCCUCCUCCUGUCCACCUCGGGCCUCGCCCAGGCCCUCCCCGGAAUCCCCCCGUAUGAGAUCCAUACCAUCUUUCCAGCCAAGGGCUCCAACUCGUCCCAGGCCUUCAAAGGCAAAUUACCCCCCAAUGUCAUCAGACCACCCAAAGUCAUCAACUCAUCCUUGGCCACCAACUCGUCCACGGCAAACCUCCUCGCCAGAGAGUGGCCGCUCACGGAGAAGACGCCCAUCCCCUCGGGCCAGAUCUUCUGCCACAAGAAGCCGAACUGGGUUGCCCCCAUGUCCGACUACCACAACGCCAUCAGCCUCCUCUUCGACGCCCCCCAGUUCUUCAUCCCCCAGAACAGCGUCCGCUACGCCCUCUACGGCGACUCCGUCGUCUACAUCUGCAACCCCACCGGCAUCAACACUGGCAGCCUCCUCGAGUUCAUGCAGGCCAUGGACGAGAUCGACGCCCAGUGCGGGCAGGGGAAGCCGGGCAAGCGCGUCCUCAAGGACUGGGGCAAGUACUACGGCCGCACCGUCCGCGGCGGCACCAUCUGCGGGCUCGAGGGCAACCACAAGGACCCCACGGGCCACAGGGUCGGCAUCCCCAACGACCUCGAGGACAAGGUGAAAGCCGGGUGCAAGUCCCACCUCAGCGGGUUCCUGUCCGUCUUCGAUGGCUGGAAGGACAAGCCCGUGUGCUACGACUCGACCGCCCGCAUGGGCAAGCUGAAGAAGCUCCGGGGCCUGUUCCCGUGGUGGAAGCGGGGGACUGACUUUGAUGGGGACUACGAGGUGCCUUAUAUAGAGCCAGAGGAGGAUGAUCAGGAUGAUGGCCAGGAAACCCAGGGUCAGGGGAAAGGCGAGGAAAAUGAACAUGGGGAAAAGGGUCAAGAUUCAAAUGUUGAUAGGAAGGGGCGCAACUAG
This is a messenger RNA of Clonostachys byssicola, 927 nucleotides long. NCBI's taxonomy places the organism in Eukaryota, Fungi, Ascomycota, Sordariomycetes, Hypocreales, Bionectriaceae. The record is from the annotation of a GenBank genome assembly.